CCUCCUUUGAUGUUACUGUUCAAUUCAUUGAAAAUUUAGGAUGGUGGCUCCAAAUCCGCGGGCGACCAAUGCAUGUCAGUCCUGCCGGCGACGUAAAGUUAAGUGCUCUGGGGAACAGCCAUGUCGCAGCUGCUCCAGACAUAAUUGGGAAUGUACGUUUGGCCAUGUCGGGCGUAAGCGGUAUUCCGAAGCGUAUGUCUGCACUUCCUUGUGCGAGCAAUACCCCUUCAUUGACCGUCGAGAAGCUAUGUGAAGGGUUUAUUAGAUAAGGUACAAUCAUACGAAGAGCAACUCAAUGCCCGCUCUCAAGAUUCAGCACAGCCACCAGUUCCUCUUCCUCCUGCAC
Xylona heveae TC161 is the source of this 346-nucleotide messenger RNA. RefSeq lists its product as hypothetical. Gene Ontology annotation, molecular function: DNA-binding transcription factor activity, RNA polymerase II-specific; zinc ion binding. NCBI's taxonomy places the organism in Eukaryota, Fungi, Ascomycota, Xylonomycetes, Xylonales, Xylonaceae. Gene Ontology annotation, biological process: regulation of DNA-templated transcription. The coding region runs from base 41 to 253 and encodes 70 amino acids. The transcript has 3 exons. The record is from RefSeq and is a predicted model, not a curated record.